AUGGCGCCCCGUUCCAGUAGCCCGCGCAUCAUCACCCUGAGCGAUCUCCAGGGGGACAGAGGCGGCAAUGCCUCCGUGGAGGACUCCAUCCGCCAGCUCACACGCGCCAUCCGCCAAAACGGCUCCGAGUGGCUGCCGACGGACACCCAUGUCAGCUACACCGAGACAGGCGGCAACAACAGUGGUGACGAUGGCGGUGACAACGGCGGCAGCAAAAUUCGAGGGUUUGGGCGUCUUCUGGGGCGCGGUUCCGACCGCGCUACGAGGAGCAACAGUGCCAGGAAAAAGAGCGACAGCAGCACCACUGCCGUCCGCGGCUCUAUCUCUAGAACUAACCCGGACGAUAUCCCGUAUCAACUGCGUUCGCGUGGCCCGUCUGCAUCAAUGCCAGCCAGUAGUAGGGCAAGUAGCACACUCCGCGACAGCAGCGGUGCAUCUGCUCGGGGGACGGCUCGCGGCAGCCGCCGGGGCAGUGGUGGUGCGGCUUCUAGACGGACGGGAAGCGGGCAUUCAGCGCGUGGACGGGGUGGUGCCGACAACAACAACGAUGGCACGUACCCGGUAGCAACUGCCGAGCCCGAGGAGGCGGCAGAAGAGCCAGAAACUGGCAAGGACAAGCGGGAGGGCAGGGCACCCGUUCAGUCUCCGCCGCCUCUCCACGACAGCGUGGCACCCCACCAGUUGCCUAUUCUCGAAGAAGAGUCGCAAGGCCCUACAUCCAGUGCUGUUUUCGUCCCCGUUGUUGUCCCCGGUAUUCCAGCUGCUGCUCCUCUAGCUUUAGCUGCCGCCACAGACCGGCCACUGGACAAUGCAUCGGCGUUUGUCGAGGUCAGCUCGUUUGACUUGUCUCAGUUGGAGAUCAAAGAUCAGAGUGAAGGUGAUAGCGAAAAUGGACAACAUGGCAGCGAAGAAGAUGAUCAACUCAACAUGGAUAUCGGCAAGCUUCUUGACGACGGGGAGGUCUUCAGUGACCUGAACGACCUUGAUGAAGACCCGUACGGCGACGACAGCACCCGCCAGCAUCGGGCUAUCAAGCAGGCCUUUCUAUACCUGGCACAGAAAGACGCGACGAGCGAUCCGCAGUGGCACACGAAUUUCGCAAAGAUUGAGAAGUUUAUCAACACUCUGCUGGGAGCGAGCGAAGACGACGCCGAUAGCAACAGCAAUCGCUACGCCGGAGUCGAUGAGGGACUGGCAAAUGCCCUCGCUGCGGCAGAGGCGGCACUGGCAGCGGAAGGUGGCUCAGCCGAGACUCUCGACGGACGACAGCAUGUACGUCAACAGGCUACCGUGGACCACCCCUCGCAGCUGCUUCUUGGCGGCGUCGACUCGCUUAUGAGGGCGAUUCGAGGGUUCAACGGACACGACAUGGAACCUCCGACCCCUGCCCGUCUCCUGGAAAGGGCCGACGGCUUGCAGAGCCAGGUUCAGUCUCCGCCGCUGCACGAACUGCUGCAGGCAUCGGGGCGGCGAUUCGCAGGCCAUUUAGCAUGCCACGCCGAGGCAGAGCGCAUUGUCCGGUCGGAAGACAUGCAAGGUACACAUGUGGGCGUUGCACCGACCGGAAUUCUCGACCAAGCUCCCACGGCACAGCUGGAGACGCAUCCCUUCACCGUCCAUAUGGGACGCUAUCGCCGGUUCCGACAGCACUGGAUGCAGCAGGCGCGCCAAACAACCGAGGCGGCAAACAGCAAUAGACGUGGUUGGGCGACGCUGCCACCUUUUGAAGGCGCCUACAGUCUGGGACACAUCGGCGAUGCCACCGACAGCAACGAAGACGAGGACGAGGACGAGGAUAGCUCCCUGUUCACCCGUUUGCCGUUGCCCGUGCCCAUGGAGCGCGACCGACGCCUGCUUGUGCUUCUCCGCGGACUCGGCCGUCUGCUGCUUCGCCGUUUGGAUAUUGCGCCGCGGCCGUUUCUCACCGAGGUGCACCGAUACGUAGAGUCAGGGUUGCGUGGCGAUGCCCCGGACGCCUCGCUCCGCUUGCGGGAACGUUUUGAUUUCGAGCCGCAGUCCACCUUCCCGACCCCUCGACCUGUCCGGCGAAUCAAUGAGACCGAGGCUCGGUGGUUGCAGUUUCUGUUGUCCGACUCGACCAACGAAGGACUGUCGGCGGAACUCCCUCGGGGCCCGCACCUCGACGAAGACACGAGCGUCGAUCCCGAUAACGCCGAGGAAGUCCACGACAAGACGCUCGACGAGGGCAGCCGUGCACUGUACCAUGUAUUUGCACACCGCUUUCAGGCACUGCUGGAUGACCCUGGCCGGACAGUGUUCCGCACAGCCGACACGCCUGUUCCCGUGACCGUUUUGAUGCUGGCCAUCAACGGCGUGCCGAGCGACCCCGAUGGCCGAUCAGAAGCGACGGAGAAGACGCAGUUCUGUCUCUAUGACGUGCUGCACUUUUUAGCGCGCCUCAGCCGUGCCGGUCGAUGCCGGUUUGUCCACUACCCAUUCGAAGAGACGCACGGGUUCGUGCAGCGGCCGCUGUUGGAUGUGCAUCCCGAGCACCGUAUUCACUCGACAUGGGUCACAAGAUCACAGGCCACACCGGCGAGUGCGGACGAGGCCAUUGGCGCGCCCAGCCGCUCGAUCGAUGUUGACGCCAGUUGGGCCGAGACGCUGAGCAGCGGGCAUGCAACUGAAACCACGGCUCUGCCGCCCAAUGUGCGCCAGUUUUUCAGUGCCUUGGCAUACCGAUUCGGCAGGACACUGCGCGAGCUGGAGCUGGUGGAGCGCCCGCGAUGGGAGCCGUACUUGCGCCACAGGCGGGAAGGCAGGGCAAACGCCAUGCGAGCGUCGAUCCGCACAUGGCAGAACACGUACCACACGCUGCUGCACCAGAGCGGCGCUCUGUUCGAAGCCCAGGCCGAGGGCAUCCCCACCAGCUUCGCCGACGUCCUUCGGCUGGCGGACCCAGCCAAAUUUGCGGAACUUGAGGCUGCCGACGGCGGGGUGACUGAGACGCAGGCGCGUGCUGUUGUACAGAGUCGUUUGAUCGAUGAGGCUGCCUCGGGUCAAGCGACGCCGCUCGCCGGGUGGCCGGCCACUGCGACCUCCAACGCAAGCGCUGCCCUCUGGGACUGGGCACACCCGUCCAUUGUCGGUGAGGCGCCGCAAUUCUUCCACAGGGACCGGUGGCCGCUGCACCUGCAGACAACGGAAACGGCUGCGCGCGUGGCGGACGAGGCGCGCAUCGCGCUGGACCCGGAACUGCUGUGGGAUCCGGCGAGCGAAGACCCGGCUUCGCCGCAGUACCUGUGGCUGUGGUCGGGACCGAGCUACGGGUACCAGAGGAUGAAGAGGGUCGCGCGGGAAUACCACCUAGGAGACACGGAGCUGAAAAGACAGGUAAUUGCGCGGGACUUGACGAGGCGGGUGGCUGCGGCGAUUGGCAUGGAUCUAGACGCCGAGAGGGAGGAGGGGGGAAACCGAGCAAGGGGGUUCUUUGGGUGGCUGGGGUCGAAGUUGCCGUUUGGGCGAAAGCGGAAGAGAAACGAGGCGGACGACGACGAUAAUGACGAGGGCGAGGAAGACGACGACGGGCAACGGACUGAGACCAUCGAUUUUGAAAGGACAGAGCUGCCUGCGGUCACGGGCUACCCGCAGAGCAUUGACUGGAUGGCGUUAGUUCGCACGCGUAUGGACGCGAUUGCAGCAGAGCAAGCGGACGCAGCCGAGGAAGAAGCAGAUGAUCGUGAUGAGCCAGAAAUGGAGUGA
Messenger RNA from Sporothrix brasiliensis 5110, 3723 nucleotides. RefSeq lists its product as uncharacterized. The record is from RefSeq and is a predicted model, not a curated record. Lineage: Eukaryota; Fungi; Ascomycota; Sordariomycetes; Ophiostomatales; Ophiostomataceae. The transcript has a single exon. Bases 1 to 3723 code for a protein of 1240 amino acids.